AUGGCUAGCGCUUCGCGAUCAGGGGCUGGCUCUCCAUCGCACGAGAUGCCCGGCUCCAGCAGGCUGUUCUCCAAGAGAGCCCGGGAAAUUCAAGCCCAGGAAGGCGUGCCUGGAUUGCCGCUGAAUCCCUGGGGCGGCCCGCCGACGAGCGGCAACUCUACGCCCCUGCGCGAGAACAUUCCCGAAUCGCCAACCGAUGGCUUCCCCGACUUUGCUCAACUCCCCACACCCGACUCCCUGCCCCAGACGAGACGCGCCCGUGCUGGAACUGUCCCGUCACGAUUCUCGCCUGGCGGCGUCGGUGGCGGUCUGCUCAACGUGCCGGCGAUGGCUCCCAAAUCGUCUCGUCCAACGCCGUCCCACAGCCCCUUCAAGUCUCCGUCGCCUGGCCUCGAGCCGACGGAGACGGCAUCCAACAACUCGGCGUUGCUCUCGCGACUCCGUGCCGGAUCAAUGCCCCAACGCAGUCCCUUCGCACAGAUUCCGGGCACCAGCUCGCCUUUUGGUCCCUCCAUCUUCAGCAGCUGGAACCCCACCGGAACUGGUCGUGAUCGCGGCAUGACGCUGGCGAGUAUUGCAAGCAUUGGUUCGACCAACGGCCCGAGCUCGCCCACGCAGUCCCAGAUCUCUAGAGAAGGCGGCGGGGACAGCGAUGUCCAUAUGAGGACACUUGACUACCUUGGACUUGCCGAAACGCCUCAGCCACCUCGCGCGCAGUUGGCGACCCCGUACAUUCCGAGCUUCAACGACUUUACUAAGGCUAAUCGCUUUCGCUCGUACUCUGUGAACAACAAGGACAAGUACGCCGACGAAGAGGAGGAUGACUUUGAGGAGAACAUGACUCUCGAAAGUCAAUACGUGGCUCAUCUCCAGGACCAGCUGGCGGCUACGAACGCGGCGAUUCAUAACCAUAAUCUGGCCGUGCAAGCUUUCGCAACUCAGGCGACUCGCCCUCGUGCUCGUACAGCCGGUGUCCUCGACACGCCUGGCUCUCGCCUGAUGCGCACCUACAUGUCAGGAAAUGCGGGCAUGGGUAAUGCAAUCCCUCCCGCCGAGAUUCGCCUGCCAGAUGAGAAGGAGUUUGAUGAUCUUCCCCAAGCUGUUGCCGCCAUGAACCUCGGGCGGUCAAGCAGCCGUAACGCCAACCUGCUCAAUGCGGAGGAUCAGGGGUUGGAGGGACCUACGAGCGCCCUUUGGCUUGGCAGCAUUCCCACCUCUACCACGACAUCAACUCUGACCGAGAUGUUCAAGUCUUACGGCCCCAUUCUGUCCGCUCGUGUUCUCACGCACAAGAACUGCGGUUUUGUGAAUUUCGAGCGCAUGGAGAGUGCCAUCACUGCGAAGGCCAGCAUGAACGGCAAGGAAAUCUUCCCUGGCGCUGGCCCCAUCCGCAUCAACUUUGCCAAGCCUCCCUCUGCCUCCAACACGCCGGGCCAUGACGGCGUUUUCCCGUCUCCUAGCCCCGACCCCUUCGCGAAGAACCAGGACGCCGCGUCUGGCGCUGCUUCCGGCGCUGCCGCCGACAAUGCUCCCGCAGCUGCGCAACCCGCCAACGCUGCCCCCACUGUGCCUCCCCUGAACGAGAUGACGAACGACAUCCUGCGAAUUGUGAAGCAGUUCCAGGCCUCGGACGAGGACUCGGCCAAGAUCUCCCGCAGCCUCCAGUCUGCCAUUCAGUUCAACAACUUUAUUGACGAGAUUCCCCCCAUUAGGGAGCCGGCUCACACUCGUGUUCAUGACGCCCCGCGGCUGAGAGAUAUCCGCAAGCGUAUUGACAACCAGAGCUUGUCCCAGGCCGAGAUCGAGACGACCGCUCUCGACAUGCUCCCCGAAAUCGCCGAACUUUCUUCUGAUUAUCUCGGUAACACUGUCGUGCAAAAGCUCUUCGAGCACUGCUCUGACGACCUUCGGGAUGCCAUGCUUGCCGAGAUCGCUCCUCAUAUGGCGGAGAUUGGUGUACACAAGAAUGGAACAUGGGCUGCCCAGAAGAUCAUCGACGUCUGCAAGACUCCUCAUCAGAUGACCCUGAUCGUGGAGCACCUGCGACCUUACACUAUCCCGCUGUUCCUGGAUCAGUACGGCAACUACGUCCUUCAAGGCUGCCUGAAGUUUGGUGCUCCUUUCAAUGACUUCAUCUUCGAGACCAUGCUCAGCCGGAUGUGGGAGAUCGCACAAGGUCGGUACGGUGCUCGUGCCAUGCGUGCUUGCUUGGAAAGUCACCACGCCACCAAGGAGCAGCAGCGCAUGCUCGCUGGCGCCAUUGCCCUUCACAGCGUACAGCUUGCCACCAACGCCAACGGAGCUCUGCUUUUGACCUGGUUCCUGGACACCUGCACGUUCCCUCAGCGACGGACGGUUCUGUCACCGCAGCUUGUUCCUUGCCUGGUACACCUGUGCACCCACAAGGUCGCGUAUCUCACGGUUCUGAAGGUCAUCAACCAGAAGGCUGAACCCGAGGCGCGGGAUACCAUUCUCAAGGCUCUCUUCUUCACGCCCAAUGACCAGGUUCUUGAGGCGAUUCUGAGCGACCAUGCUUGUGGUGCCACUUUGAUUUUCAAGGUCCUCACCACGCCGUUCUUCGACGAGAGCAUCCGUAGCCAGGUGGUCGAGAACGUCAAGAACGUUCUGGUCCGCAUCAAGGCCCAGCCCGGUCAAGGCUACAAGCGCUUGAUGGACGAGGUUGGUCUGUCGACUCGCAACAGCGGUGGCGGUGCUCGCGACCACGGUCACGGCAACUCCAACAACAACGAGCAGCGUCAGCGGCCGGCUUCCCGCCAGGCCAACAUGAACAACCACCACCAGCAGCAAGCGGCCCACAUGAACAAGCAGCAGCAGUUCUACAACCCGUUGAACGCGCCCGUGAACGCCUCCAACUACGAGUUGGGCUUUUCGGGCCAGCGUAACGAGCCUGCUGAGGGGGCCAUGCCGCCAUUCCCCCCGUACGGCGUGCAGAACCCCAUGUACAACCCGUCCAACUCCCCAAUGCCGACCCCUGCCAACCUUCAACAGCUGCAAUACCAGCAGAACAUGAUGAACCGUGGUACGCCCCCCAUCAACAACUUCUUCCCGCCGAUGCAGGCCGGCUUUGGUGGCUACAACAGCCCAAGCCCGUCAAUCGACCAGUACCGCAGCCAAAACCUGGCCAACGGCAGUCCCAUCCAGCCGCCGGCUCAAAUCCCUCAGAUGCCGCCCGGUCAGGCACCGUACGCACCUCCCGGAUUCGGAAUGAACAUGGGCAUGGGAGGAUUCGGAUACGGAGGAAACAUGGGAGGCAUGCAGAACAUGGGAUACAUGCAACAGGAGCAGGUCAACGGAAGACGUGGCCGCGUAGGUCAACCCCUGCCUAACCCCAUCGGUGUCCAGAGACAUCACUAA
Molecule: messenger RNA, 3375 nt
Organism: Colletotrichum karsti
Lineage: Eukaryota; Fungi; Ascomycota; Sordariomycetes; Glomerellales; Glomerellaceae
Exons: 2
Coding region: 1-3375 (1124 amino acids)
Molecular function (GO): RNA binding
Source: RefSeq, a predicted model, not a curated record